This is a messenger RNA of Carassius gibelio (silver crucian carp), 10239 nucleotides long. Its product is annotated as receptor-type tyrosine-protein phosphatase S. Lineage: Eukaryota; Metazoa; Chordata; Actinopteri; Cypriniformes; Cyprinidae. Gene Ontology annotation, molecular function: protein tyrosine phosphatase activity; protein binding. The record is from RefSeq and is a predicted model, not a curated record. The transcript is spliced from 37 exons. Gene Ontology annotation, biological process: protein dephosphorylation. The coding region runs from base 422 to 6247 and encodes 1941 amino acids.
AGAAGAGGGGGAGCUAAAGAAAACCCAACCAAACUGCGCCUACCCCCAGUCGAAGCCCGGGACCUGAAAGAAAAGAAUCCGCUCCAGCUCUGGGACGCGGUGGACCGACUCUCCACCGACAUUAAAAGCGAGUUUUGAAGCUCGUUUCGGGAGUCUCGUGCGCUCUUGGAGAGUUUACGCACGGACGCCGUCGACAUGGCACGGAUAACUGUUUUCUCCGGUUGAAAACUUCGCGUAUCCAAGGAGUUAUUUGGAAUUUUCUCCCUCCUGUUUUACAUGGAUAGGACGCUUUUAAAGGGAGUUAUAUGGUCCUAACUCGGACGCGCGUGCAACUAUUAGUGCCAAACGUCCAGCGUGCCGACCCUUCGUCUCCAGCCUGUGGGGCCACGGCUCUCCAGACAGGUCAGAGGUCAUCUACAACAUGAUGCCAGCCAGCCACCUGCCCAUCCUGCUCUCCCUGAGCGCCCUGCUGCUGUCUCCGCUGCUCACAGGCUCCUUGGCCUUAUCUUCACCCAGGUUCACAAAAGUACCUGUUGACAUGAUCGGCGUCUCCGGAGGUGUUGUAUCCUUCGUGUGCCAAGCCACAGGUGACCCCAAGCCAAGUGUAACCUGGAAUAAGAAAGGAAAGAGGGUGAAUUCUCAACGCAUCGAGACAAUAGAGUUUGACGAAGGUGCUGGGGCAGUCCUAAGGAUCCAGCCUCUCCGGGCGCCUCGAGACGAGAACAUCUACGAGUGUGUGGCCGAGAACACCGAAGGCGAAAUCAGCGUCCAAGCUAAGCUGUCAAUUAUCAGAGAGGACCUACUUCCUGCUGGCUUCCCCAACAUCGACAUGGGCCCACAGCUGAAGGUGGUGGAGCGCACACGCACAGCUACCAUGCUUUGCGCUGCCAGUGGUAACCCCGACCCGGAAAUCACCUGGUUCAAAGACUUCCUUCCCAUCGACCCCAGCACAAGUAACGGCCGAAUCAAACAGCUCAGAUCAGAGAGUACUCCCAUCCGAGGUGCGUUGCAGAUAGAAAACACUGAGGAAACCGACCAGGGAAAGUACGAGUGUGUGGCGUCUAACGUAGAAGGCGUCCGAUACUCUUCCUCUGCCAACCUGUAUGUGCGAGAGCUUCGAGAAGUUCGUCGCGUGCCCCCACGUUUCUCCAUCCUGCCUCCCACCGCGCAAGAGAUCAUGCCAGGGGGUAGUGUUAACAUCACCUGCGUCGCCGUUGGCUCGCCCAUGCCUUACGUCAAGUGGAUGCUUAACUCUGAGGACCUGACUCCCGAGGAUGAGAUGCCAGUGGGCAGGAACGUUCUGGAGUUAAACUCUGUCCGUGAAUCGGCCAACUAUACGUGCGUGGCCAUGAGCAGCCUGGGCAUCAUCGAGGCUAAUUCCCAAAUCAUUGUCAAAUCCUUGCCGAAACCUCCAGGUACUCCUGUUGUAACCGAAACUACUGCCACAAGUAUCACCAUCACCUGGGACAGUGGCAACCCUGAGCCCGUCUCCCAUUACAUCAUCCAGUAUCGCGCCAAAUCUCCCGAGAGCAAGUUUGAGACCGUGGACUCCAUCACCACCACUCGCUACAGCAUUGGAGGACUUUCUCCGAACACUGAUUACGAGAUUCGGGUGUCAGCCUACAACACCAUUGGCCAAGGCCCACCCAGUGAACCCGUUGAAGCUAGGACUGGGGAGCAAGCUCCCGCUAGCCCACCACGCAAUAUCCAAGCCCGUAUCAUCUCCCAGAACACCAUGAUGGUACGCUGGGAUGAACCCGAGGAGCCCAAUGGACAGAUAAAGGGUUAUCGGGUCUACUACACCAUGGAUCCAUCUCAGCCCAUGAACAUGUGGCACAUCCAUAAUGUACAGGACAGCGUGAUCACCACCAUUCAGAGUCUGGUGGCCACUGAGACCUACACCAUCAGAGUGCUGGCCUUCACGUCCGUAGGAGACGGACCUUUCUCGGAUCCCAUUCACGUCAAAGUUCUUCAAGGAGUCCCUGGACAGCCGACCAACUUCCAGGUUGGUGAGGUGUCAGACACGAGUGUUGAGUUAACAUGGGAACCGGCCUUCGAGAAAGAGGGGAUCAUCAGUUACGAACUGCAUUACAGAGAGGGCAGGCAAGAAUCCCAGGUAAAGAAAACAUUCGGCCCAACCUCUUCCUAUGUGGUGGAGGGUCUACGUGCAAAUACAGAGUACUUCUUCUCUCUGGCUGCCGUCUCCAACAAAGGCAUUGGAGCCUUCACCAACGAAAUAUCCCAAAGGACGUCCCAAGCCAAGCCCUCCGCCCCCCCUCAAGACAUUAAGUGCUCCAGCCCCAGCUCCACCACCCUGCUGGUAAGUUGGCGCCCUCCACCGGCUGAGAGCCAAAACGGGGCACUGUCCGGGUACAUAGUGCGCUACGCAGUGGUGGGGGCCGGGGCCAGCACGGAGCCCCUGGAGGAGCCAGCGGUGCCACCAUCGUUCAGUACGAUCUUGCUGCAACGGCUGGAGAAAUGGACCUUGUACCAAGUCACUGUGGCAGCCUCCACCAGCGUGGGUCCGGGUCCCGCAAGUGAGCCGCAGCUCUGCCAUACAGACGAGGAUGUGCCCGGGGCCCCCCCUCGGCGCGUGGAGGUCGAGGUGCUCAACUCCACCGCCAUCAAGGUGAUGUGGCGCUCCCUGUUGCCAGGGAAGCAGCACGGGCAGAUCCGCGGGUACCAGGUGCACUACGUCCGCGUGGAGAACGGCGAAUCUCGCGGCCUGCCCCUCAUCAAGGACGUCAUGCUAGCCGAUGCACAGUGGGAAAUGGACGACACAGCUGAAUACGAGAUGAUCAUCGGGGGCCUGCAGCCCGACACCACGUACUCCAUCACUGUGGCAGCCUACACCACCAAAGGAGACGGAGCCCGCAGCAAACCCAAGCUGGUGGUGACUAAAGGAGCAGUGUCGGGGCCUCCCUUUCUCUCCGUCAAUCAAAACUCAGAAACUACUGCAUUAGUACGCUGGCAACCCCCUGAUUUCGUCGCUCCGGGUCUCGAGGUGGAGGGUUAUCGCCUACAGUUCGGCCGAAAGGACGUGAGCCCCCUGGCCACGCUGGAGUUCAGCCCUCGGGAGUUGGAAUAUUCCAUUAGCAAUAUCCAUCGAGGGGCCACGUACAUCUUCAAAGUGUCCGCCAAGUCCAGAUCAGGAUUUGGCGAAGAGGCUACCCGAGAACUAAAAGUCCCAGAAGAGGUUCCUCGAGGGUAUCCUCAAAUAAUCGAAGGGUCUAACAUUACCUGCUGCUCGCUACAAUUUGCCUGGUUGCCUCCGGUGCUAGCAGAGCGCAAUGGCGCUAUAACAGAAUACACAGUGGCUUACCAGGAGGCCGGAACAGCCGGUGGACCCAAAGAACUGCGUCUGCCGGCAAGUGAGGACAGCUACACUCUCAAGAGUCUGAGGCCCAAUGCGGUGUAUGAUGUGAAAAUUCGAGCGCACACCAGUGUAGGUCCAGGGCCCUACAGCCCACCGAUCCAGUAUCGAACAGUGGCCUACGAAGCAGAUGUUCCUAAGAACUUCACUGUGAAGCUGGUCACCAAAACUGCAGUACUGCUGACCUGGAAGUUUUCCGAUAGCCGCUUCCCAUACCGCUGUAUGAUUGAGUACAACCGGCAGAAGGUUGAAAUUGAUGCUAGGAUGGCCAAAGCUCUCAUCACCAACUUGCGACCCAACAACACCUACGAGUUUAGAAUCGGCUGCCAGGAAAGCAGCGACGGUGGACCCAAACACAAGCUCAUCGCACGAACUGCACCACCUAUUCUGGUCCGAAAGCCAGAGUUUGACCUGAAAAGAGAGCCGGACAGUACGCUGACCAUUGUCUUCCCACCUCUGGAAUCCAAAGAGUUGAUAAAGACAGUCUAUGUUGUGGUGGUUCCUCUGAAGAAGGGAAGAGGUCCGAUCCGACACAUCAAGAGCCCAGAUGAACUGGACCUAGAAGAGUUGCUUGGUGAUAGAAGACUCGCUCGAACCACACGUCAGCUCAAGCAGGUGGACGGGAAGCGGCCUUACAUCGCUGCCAGCUUCAAGCCCUCAUCCAUGCCGCCGUCCUUCACCUUGGGCAACCAGAUGGUGUACAGCGGCUUUGAAAACAGGGUUCUGGAGCCCGGGCAGGAAUAUGUGUUCUUCAUCCUCGCCGAGCUCAACACCACUGGAGGGAAAUCGUUUGCUUCCAGUCCCUACACGGAUCCAGUCACGGCUCCUGACGUGGACCCUAAGCCCAUAGACACAGGAGGGGAUGGACUCAUCUGGGUGGUGGGGCCUGUUCUCGCUGUGGUCUUCAUAAUCUGUAUUGUGAUCGCGAUUCUCCUCUACAAGAACAGCAAGCCUGACAGCAGCAAACGUAAAGAGUCAGAGCCACGGACGAAAUGUCAUCUGAACAAUGUUGAUAUCACCCCUCACCAUCCCACAGACCCAGUGGAGAUGAGACGAAUCAACUUCCAAACUCCAGAUUCGGGUCUAAGCAGUCCUGUCAGUGAAGCCGGUUUUGACUAUGAAAGUAUGAUGAACCACCCUCCGAUACCCAUCUCUGAGCUAGCCGAGCACACAGAGCUCCUGAAGGCCAAUGACAACCUGAAGCUCUCCCAGGAGUAUGAGUCCAUCGAUCCGGGUCAGCAAUUCACCUGGGAGCAUUCCAACCUGGAGGUCAACAAACCCAAGAACCGCUACGCCAACGUCAUCGCCUACGACCACUCCCGCGUAAUCCUGGCACCCAUUGAAGGUAUCACAGGCAGCGACUACAUCAAUGCUAACUACACUGACGGCUACAGGAAGCAGAACGCUUACAUAGCUACACAGGGGCCGCUGCCGGAGACCUUCGGAGACUUCUGGAGAAUGGUGUGGGAACAACGAGCCACCACCGUGGUCAUGAUGACCAGACUAGAAGAGAAGUCAAGGAUAAAGUGUGACCAGUACUGGCCAAGUAGAGGGACGGAGACCUACGGUAUGAUCCAAGUGACGCUCCUGGACACCAUCGAACUCGCCACUUUCUGUGUGCGCACCUUCUCUCUACACAAGAAUGGUUCCAGUGAAAAGCGAGAGGUUCGACAGUUCCAGUUCACCGCAUGGCCAGACCACGGCGUUCCCGAGUACCCCACUCCAUUCCUGGCCUUUCUCAGGAGAGUAAAGACCUGCAAUCCACCGGACGCCGGCCCAAUCAUCGCCCAUUGCAGUGCUGGCGUGGGCCGCACAGGCUGCUUUAUCGUGAUUGACGCCAUGCUAGAGCGCAUCAAGCAUGAGAAGACGGUGGACAUCUAUGGUCACGUGACCCUUAUGCGCUCCCAGAGGAACUACAUGGUGCAGACGGAAGACCAGUACAGCUUCAUCCACGAUGCCCUCCUGGAGGCCGUAGCUUGCGGGAACACGGAGGUGGCAGCUCGUAGUCUCUUCUCCUAUAUCCAGAAGUUGGCUCAGGUGGAGACCGGAGAGCACGUCAGCGGCAUGGAACUGGAGUUUAAGCGUUUGGCGAACUCCAAAGCCCACACAUCCAGAUUCAUAAGUGCCAAUCUGCCAUGCAACAAAUUUAAAAACCGGCUGGUAAACAUCAUGCCGUAUGAGAGCACUCGAGUGUGCUUGCAGCCAAUCAGAGGGCUGGAAGGAUCCGACUAUAUCAAUUCUAGCUUCAUUGACGGAUACAGACAACAGAAGGCUUAUAUAGCCACACAAGGCCCAUUAGCGGAGACCACUGAAGACUUCUGGAGGAUGUUGUGGGAGAACAACUCCACCAUCGUGGUGAUGCUGACCAAACUGAGGGAGAUGGGACGAGAGAAGUGCCACCAGUACUGGCCGGCGGAGCGCUCCGCUAGAUAUCAGUACUUUGUGGUGGAUCCGAUGGCGGAGUACAACAUGCCUCAGUACAUCCUCAGAGAGUUUAAAGUGACCGAUGCUCGGGACGGCCAGUCCAGGACCGUUCGGCAGUUCCAGUUCACCGACUGGCCGGAGCAGGGCGUUCCCAAAUCAGGAGAGGGAUUCAUUGACUUCAUCGGACAGGUGCAUAAAACUAAGGAGCAGUUUGGACAGGACGGGCCCAUUUCUGUCCACUGCAGUGCUGGUGUGGGCCGGACCGGGGUCUUCAUCACGCUAAGCAUUGUGCUGGAGAGGAUGCGCUACGAGGGGGUGGUGGACAUCUUCCAGACGGUCAAAAUGCUGAGAACACAACGGCCAGCAAUGGUGCAAACAGAGGACGAGUACCAGUUUUGCUAUCAGGCAGCUCUGGAGUACCUUGGAAGUUUUGAUCACUAUGCAACGUAAAAAGCCAUUUUUUUCCCCCGACCAACAACCCCCCUCCCCACAACAGCCUCCUGAGCCAUAAAAAACUUGCUUGAAAACAUGAAACGAUGACAACUAUACACAAUUCUUACAAUUUUUUCGAAUAAUCAUCUUUUGGAACCAAUCAAAAUGCCUCGUGCGUAACCCCAAUUGGACAAGCAACACUGGAGAAGUGCAAAUGAAUCCCAAACCCUUCUACAUCCCAAGCUCGUGAAGGAGGAACCAAUCGUUUUGGCUCUGGCUGUAGGUGUCUGGGUGUCGGACCACUAACCUUACCUCAAGUGUUCUGACAUGGAGGACAAACAUCGUUUCGUUUCAAACUAACUCUGUGAACAUAUUACAAAAAGACGUGAAGGAAAAGUUGGUGAGAUACAACAGGUCCACAUAUUAAAGUAUAGAUUAUGAGCACCUGAUUCAUUGGCAUUUAAAAUCCUUCAUUUAUUAAAAUGGAAACGUUUUCAUUGAAAGGACAAGUAUCAGUCUAGUAGAGGACUUCACUGAUGUCUUCAAUGGGGAAGUUGGUGCAACAGUACAAACAAGACUUCUUUUGCUGCUCACGUCUUUGGUCCAAGCCUCUCUUUUUAGGAAAAAAUUGGGAGCCACUUAAGAAGCAAUUCAAGGCAAAACGUUCAUCCACUUGAGAACAUAACCCUCCUCUUGAAACCACUGAAGUCGUCAAACAAGAAGUCGACACGUCAAAUGGUUGAAACCUAAUCACAUCAGUUUCUUGAAGUGGGGACAACUUUUUUGGUGCUUUCAAAGACAUGCUAGUGAACAUUUCUGCCAAUGUAGCUCCUAUCUCCACCUCUCGAGAGCCAAUUGGAGCGUGAAAUGUUAUGUCAACUAGAGAUUAGGACCAGAGGAUCCACCAAAGAAAGUCUUGAGUUUCUUUGGUGCAAUGUAGCUCCAUUUCCAUCCUCAAGAGCCAAUGGGAGCAUGACCUGUUGCAUCAGCUGGAGAUUAGGAUGAGAAGGAACCACCAAGAAAGUCUUGAGUUUCUUUGGUUGAAUACAUCCGAUACAUUGACUGGUCUCUCCGCUGACGUAAUCCAUGUAUUUGGCGCACGGGAUAGGGGAUGCGUGGCUAAAUCUUUCUUUGACGUCCCCAGUGAACAACGUUCAUUCCCAUAUUUCAAUCAACUUUUGUCUUACAAUUGUUUUUUUUUUUUGCUUUAGUUUUUCUCUUGAUACCAAACAUGCUGCUUUUGCUCCAUUAUGCUGUACGUGAGAGUCUGAUUCAAUGGACACAAGUGUGCGAGAGCAUGAUUACGUGUGUUGCUCCCACCAGUCAAUCCAUUUCCUUAUGCCUCAACAGUCGCCCAGGAUGAAAUAGCAUGUAUUUUAUCAUCAUCAACGACCCGUUCCUGGUUACUUUGGGAUUUCUUGCGUUUAUUUGUUGGUUGUUUUUGAGGUGUUUCGUCAAUGGAUUUUGGCUAAUGAAAAGCAAGAAGCAGGCAUAGGUUUGCACCCUGAAAUUGCGGUACAACUAUCUUGUGAAACUGUUGUUGUAGGUGGGACUGUUUUACACACUCAUGCAUAUGCGUAUGAGGGGGAGGGGCCUGAACUCCGCCGUUAGAGCUGAUUGGCUGUACUGGAGAAUGCUUGAACAUGGAGUGUUCUGAUUGGUGAGAGAAUGAAAGGAGCCGUUUGUAAUCUAAUUUCCAAAAAGCCUUAUUCUUGUAACAUUAUAGAGAAAAAAAAUGAAAUACAUUAUUGUUGUAUUAUUUUGACUUAUUUUCUUAACAGACAUUUGAUUUCUUGGUUUAAUGUUUUGCUUUUUUUUUUAGCAAAGAUACUGUACUCUUUUUUUAGUAUUAUUAGAAAGAAAAAUUAUGCUCAUUUUGCUCAUUUUACGUUAAAAGACAUUCUAUUUUUUCACUGUAGAAAUGUAAUGUGAGAUGUGUUUGUGUGCAUGUAUACAUAGACGAAUGGGACGGGAAUGUAUACAUACACACUCACAUAUAGUAUAUUUAAAUGCAGAAUAUAAAGAUGUAUCCAAAUCUUCAUAUGAAUAGCCUUUUUUGUUUUCGUUUUUGAAACGGGCGCUCAUUUUUAUACCACCAUGAAAUUAUGAAAACUGUGUGUAUGAAAUCAUGAAUGACUUUUUAUUUGGUUUCGUUUAGAAAAAUGCAGAAAUUUCCCAUAAAUCAUUGCAGGGAGAGUUUUGACUUCCUGUUGCCCAAUAAUGAAGGUUGGAUUAUGAUUGCAAUCCUGUUGUUGUUCAUCAAUAGUGCGAGUAUGAACUGAAGUAUUACUUUUAUAAAAGACGUACAACUGGUUUACUAAAUACUGAAUUGAACAACAACAAAAAAAAAACAUUUCAAUGCAAUCAUCUCUACUUUCCAAAUUUUACUUAAAAAUUAAAAAAACACUAAAAAAUAAUUUUGUUACAGCCCAUAUCUGUGAAAGCUUUUUGAAACAUUUGAUUUUGUCUUUUUACUUUUCAAACCACCGAAUGUUCAAUCGUUUGUUGAUAUCAACUAUGAUUCUGAAUAUAAUGCCUGUAAAUAAACAAAUAUAUAUUAUAUGUAUUUGUAUAAUUUGACCCUGAAUAUUUCUGUCUUUGAACAAAACUGAGAUAACCAACAAAAAAAUGUUUAUGCUAAUGGAAACCCUGCACAGUUUUGAAAGAAGCUUUGUCUCAUGCUAACAGCUCUGUUUAUCUCUCGCUCUUCACUUCAUUUCUUUUUUCCUGAUCCAUUUGUUCAUUUUUUCCCCAACUCUUCACUUUUUUCCCUUAUCGUAGCCAACACACACUGCAGUCCAGUGGUGAGAGAAAUCACGCUGCUUUUUUCCCAAUAGAUUUGGUGCAUCACUCUUUUAUUUUUAUUUUUUGUAAGAUCCCUAAUACAUGUCUGUCAGAUUUUACUCCAAAAUCAAAAAGCAUAAAGUAAAUAAAACUUAAUUUUACUGAUUUUUAAAAGACUUUCACCACAAAAAUCACAGUAUUUCUCAUUAUUCAGUGGUGAUUAUAAUUAUUGCACAUGCAACAAAUUGUUUUUAAUCAAUUAUUUUUAUGUUUUUCACAUUAUAGUAAUGUGAAUUUUUUUAAAAUUUGAAUUUUGAGGGAACUAUGGUAAUAUUGUAUGGUUGGGGGAAUAAAUGUUUGUUUGUUUGUUUGUUUUUGUUUUUUGGAGUGAAAUUGGACAAAGCAAUAUAUUGGAAAUAUUUUAUGAGAUUCAGGAGCUUUUACCUAUCCCGAAACUAAAGCAGUAAUCAUUUUGUGUUUUUUUUUUUUUUGUAAUUCUGAGUGACUCUGUUGUUAGAUUGGGAUGAAGAAGGACUUAUAAAAUGCCCAGUGCCUAUAAAAUGCCAUAUGAACAGCAAGAGCGAACUGCCUUGAAUUGGUUGCGCGUUUGGUGAUUAGCUUCAAGUCAUCAUCACUAGUUUAAACACACACACGUCUCUCACAACUGCUUCUGCACUUCAUCUUUUUUUAAUUAGUAGUUCAUUGCUAGAUGUUUACAGCUGCCAUUUUAAGUUCACUUUUAUAAUUUAGUUUUUACGUUGAGGGGACGAAGUACGAGAGAACAUGGAAUCUGGAAAUUCCAGUGCUGCCUUUUAAACUGUUGGGAGUUUUGUGUGUUUCUAACAAACUUUUCCUUGGAAGGAAAAAAAAAAUGCAAAGGACACUCAUGCGAUUGGACUUGUUGGACUGAUCUCUGAAAACUAUGACGGCAAAAGUGCUCUGAAGUCCUGUUGGUCUCCUCAGCGUAAGGACGUUCAACAACAGGAGCCAAAGGUGUGAUUCGAUUAGUCUACAAACAACGAAGAACCAAUAAACUAAAGUGAACGUAUUAAAACCACGGCCAACAAAAACGAAGAAAAAAGCCAAACGUGAAAAUAGUUUAUCUUUGUACGAAGGCCAAGUGCUAUCGCUUUCGAACUGUUACUUCUGACGAACACAAUAACUGGUUUGAAACCACUGUGUAUGUAGAUAUGUUGACUUUGUAUUAAAGAAAUGUUGUCUGAAAA